Molecule: messenger RNA, 252 nt
Organism: Phytophthora nicotianae INRA-310
Lineage: Eukaryota; Oomycota; Peronosporomycetes; Peronosporales; Peronosporaceae
Exons: 2
Coding region: 1-252 (83 amino acids)
Biological process (GO): pectin catabolic process
Cellular component (GO): extracellular region
Molecular function (GO): polygalacturonase activity
Source: RefSeq, a predicted model, not a curated record
AUGACACAACGACGUAACGCCAUCGUGAUCCACUCGGACUACAGCAAGUCCAAGGGCGGAUACACCGGCAAGGCCACGAGCGCCGUGACCAUCAAGGACGUGACCAUCUCGGGUCUCUCGGGUACGGCCACCAACCUGUACAACAUCGUGGCGAACUCGAAGGUCGUGUCGAACUGGAAGUUUUCGGGUGUCACGGUGAAGGCAUCCAAGACGGGCACAUGCAACGGCCAGCCCAGCACCGUCAAGUGCUAA